CAGGCAUCUGUACAUCUCCAUGUGAUCGCCUCACCAGUGAAGCCUAUUACUGAGGCACCGUAACAUACCUAUUUAUUUGCCUUUCUUUAUCAGUCAUCCGCCCUCUUUUCAGGCAGACGUGACGAAGAAACGAUAAAGUCUUCUAAAGCCUUUCUCAAUCUUUGGAACUUCGACACCUUUGUAUCAUUUCACCAUCAAGAUUAUACAAAAUCUCAACCCCGCAUCCUUUCAGCGAUACAGCAUCUGAGUCCACCCUUCGACAAGCACAUCAACAGACAUCAUUCCUAUCGAACGAGCGAAUCGAUACGCAACGAAGCCAUUAUGAAUUACAUCUACUCCACAGUCAACACCAUACGGGAUCGUUAUACACCCGUCUCUCACAAGUCAACCUUCCGCCAGACCGGUCAAAUCACACCUGAAGAGUUCCUCGCUGCGGGCGACUACCUUGUGUACAAGUUCCCGACCUGGUCUUGGGGCGAUGCAGACUCUCCUGAGCAGCGAGUGAGCCAUCUUCCUCCCGGAAAGCAGUUCCUCGUCACACGCAACGUUCCUUGCCACCGACGCCUGAACGAUGACUUUGCAGGCGACGCUGGCCAUGAGGAAGCUCUCGUCAACGACGGCGACGACUUCAAGGGCGCUACUGGCGACGAUGAUGAUGGUUGGCUGAGGACCGGUGGUCUGGCUAGUUCCCAGCCGCUGAAGGUCAAGGAGGUGAGGACGGUGGAUGACUCCGGAAAUGUCGGUGAUCGAGAGGUUGUCGAGGAUGAUGAUGAAAUCCCUGACAUGGAGGAUGAAGACGACGACGAGGCUAUUAUUCGCGAUCCUGGCGCUGAUUCCAAGAACAGCGCUCACCGUACAUACACGCUCUACAUCAUGUACUCCCCCUACUACCGAACACCCCGUCUGUAUCUCUCAGGCUAUCUCGCCAGCGGCCAGCCGCUCCCCCCUAAUGAUAUGACAGAGGACAUCGUCGGUGACUACAAAGACAAGACAGUGACACUUGAGGACUUCCCCUUCUUCGCCAACAACAUCAAGAUGGCCUCUGUGCAUCCCUGUAAGCACGCCUCAGUCAUGAAGACACUACUCGACCGUGCCGAUGCGGCUCUUCGCCUGCGCCGUGAGAAGCUCCGUGCCGGCAACAACCAGACACCGUCUGGUAUGGAGGGUCUGGUAGACGAGAUUGGAAAGUUGGAUGUCAAGGGCGCUCAAGAGGCAGCGGACAAGGAUGAGUGGGAGGAGGUCCAGGAGACCGAGAUCGAUGAUCAAGAGGUUGCUAUUCGAGUGGAUCAGUACCUAGUUGUAUUCCUCAAGUUCAUGGCCAGUGUGACACCUGGUAUCGAACACGAUUUCACCAUGGGCGUCUAAUCGGGCGAAUCAAUGACUGAGAUUAGACUUGCGGGCCAGAGACGGUUAAGAAGUAUGGACUGGGAGUCACUAUAUCCGGAGAAUAGGCGUUGACGGUGUUCGAUUGUUGAGGUCUUCUAUGGUAGCGACUGUAUUCAGACAGUGUGGAUUCUUUCACUUCCAGCAUGAAUAUAUGGAAGCCGCAGGUUAAUAUGUGCCUACUUUAGAUGCUUAGGAUUUCCACAAAAGGCAAGUCGGAUAGCGAUGAUAUAAGAAUCCAAUGCUAUCGUCGAUUGAUGUUAUGUGAUUGACUACAGAACUCCCUCACCGGGCUAGGUUGAUAUCCCGCAAGGGGCUGAAGGAGAAACUUGACAUGCAAUCGUUGUAUAAGCUUUGGACCUAUCUUAAAUGAUAAAAAGAUAUGAG
This is a messenger RNA of Fusarium verticillioides 7600, 1770 nucleotides long. Its product is annotated as autophagy-like protein 3. Gene Ontology annotation, cellular component: cytoplasmic ubiquitin ligase complex; cytosol. Gene Ontology annotation, biological process: autophagosome assembly; nucleophagy; autophagy of mitochondrion. The coding region runs from base 322 to 1365 and encodes 347 amino acids. Lineage: Eukaryota; Fungi; Ascomycota; Sordariomycetes; Hypocreales; Nectriaceae. Gene Ontology annotation, molecular function: Atg8-family ligase activity. The record is from RefSeq and is a predicted model, not a curated record. The transcript is spliced from 3 exons.